Dipodomys spectabilis (banner-tailed kangaroo rat) is the source of this 1481-nucleotide messenger RNA. It is a transcript of the gene Hopx, whose product is annotated as HOP homeobox. Gene Ontology annotation, cellular component: nucleus. Gene Ontology annotation, molecular function: DNA binding. The transcript has 3 exons. The coding region runs from base 621 to 842 and encodes 73 amino acids. Lineage: Eukaryota; Metazoa; Chordata; Mammalia; Rodentia; Heteromyidae. Gene Ontology annotation, biological process: cell differentiation; regulation of transcription by RNA polymerase II. The record is from RefSeq and is a predicted model, not a curated record.
UAAAAUUGGUCUGGCCUUUUUCUGCUUCAAUUCUUCCUUAUUUGUACAUCCUGUGUCCGAAGGCAAAGAGCUUUUCAUGAAUCAGGAAGUGGUCGAGGCACUUCACUUGGCAUAGCGCCUUGCAGAACUGGGAAAUCAACCAAAAUCAACCUCAUGGAAACCUAGUUUUGAAAAUACAGCAGCAUCUGACAGAAGCCUUGCUCCCAGGGAAGGAGGCCCAGGAGAGGGACCAGGGAUGAUCGCCCUUACCCUUCUUUUCUCAAUUGCAUCUUCUUUCCAGUGUGACUGAAAAGUCGGGCUUGGCUACGCAGGGAAGAUAGGGCUGGGAAGGUGAUGAGAAAGUUCCAUGAGACUCAGAAGUUACCGCCUGAAUAUCAAACCUGUGUAACCAGGAGGGUGGAGGGAGGGAGGGAGCCGCUGCAGACUUUCAGUCGUUCCUGCGCGUCCUGCCCACGCUGCAGGUUUUUCAGGUCCUUGCUUGAGCUGCACUCCCAGGCGUAAACAGACUUGCUAUCAGCAGCGUCAGCCCGGCCCAGCUAUUUAAACUGGCAUCAGCAUUCGCAGAUUCCCAAACCCAGGGCUCACCUCUGCUGCUUCCACCAGCCAGCCGCGCCGGGACCAUGUCUGCAGAGAGCCGGAGCGGCCCCACGGAGGACCAGGUGGAGAUCCUGGAGUACAACUUCAACAAGGUCAACAAGCACCCGGACCCCACCACGCUGUGCCUCAUCGCGGCCGAGGCCGGCCUUUCGGAGGAGGAGACCCAGAAAUGGUUUAAGGAGCGUCUGGCCCAGUGGCGGCGGUCUGAAGGCCUGCCCUCGGAGUGUGGAUCUGUCACCGACUAGGGAGAUGGUGGACAUUGGCAGCCUCACUCCAGGAAGACCAUCUGCUGACCAUCUGCUGUUUCUCACCUCAGCUUAAUCAGCCCAUUUUGAUUUUUCAGGGCCGUGUCGUAGGGUAGUCUACUAUUUAACACAAUGUUGUAGUUUUUUUCAAUGUAUGUAACUAGAAAAGGACAUUUCAACAGGAAACUCACACACAGCUUCCGUGUAAUGCAAUGGCUUAGCCAGGAAAGGUUAAGCCUUUACCUUUACUUCCCCUUUUAUGUCUGUGACAGAUGAACCAACUACGUAAGUUCGAGUUUGAGUCUGCAUUUCAGAGCAAGCAGAGCCUCUGCUGAUAAGAUCAAAAGAUGGAGAGUUCAAGAAGUUUCCUCAUAAAUCUGCUUCCCUGAGUUGUAUUCACCACACUUUAUUUAACAGAGAUGCUCUGGUGCGGACCCUGAAAUGCACUUGAAUGAUUCACGUUGCAUAAAACAGCAUCUUGGCUGGAGAGUUGCAGUCAUUUGGAAAUAACCCUGUUAGGCUAGAAGAUAGAAACUCCAAUGGGCUGAAAAGCAAGUCACUUAGAAAAUGACAGGAUUAUUUAAAUGCCUUUGUUAAAUUUAUUUUGCUAAAUAAAACAAACUGCUUUUUUCUCUAAAA